AUCAUAGAAGAGAGAGAGAUUCAAAGUUUGAGCUUUUGUGAGAAACAAGAAAACAAGAAUGAGAAUUAACGAAACUUCCCAUACGCCCCCCACCUAUUUCCUAUCUUGUAAUCUUCAAACCUUACCACACAUAGUCACACACAAAUAAUUAUACAAAUGAGAAACCAGUCUCUAUUUCACAACCACCUGCAUAUAUAUAUAUAUAUAUAUAUAUAUAUAUAGAUAGAUAGAGAGAGAUAUGGCUUGGAAGAUACAGAAAGAGAUGAAUGAUGGGAUUGUAGAGAGGGCUCUUAGCAGCCUUGGCAGAGGAUUUGAUCUAACAUCCGAUUUCCGAUUGAAAUACUGCAAAGGAAAAGAGAGACUAGUCAUACUUAAUGAAGCAGAAACAAGAGAGCUCAGAGUCCCUGGUUUUGGAUCCUCCAAAAACAUCUCCAUCGACAUCAAAUGUGACAAAGGUGAUCGAACUCGAUACCAAUCCGAUAUUCUAGACUUCAAUAAGAUGUCUGAAUUUUUCAACCAAAAGUGUUCGAUUCCCGGGAAAAUUCCGUCCGGGAUGUUCAACUCCAUGUUUGGAUUUGAGAGUGGUUCGUGGGCAAUCGAUGCUGGCAACACCAAGUGUUUAGCACUGGAUGGUUUUUUCAUGAUUCUCUUCUCCCUCCAUAUCGAUCGCUAUCCUCUUCUUCUCUCCGAUGAGGUCCGAAAUGCAGUUCCUUCCACUUGGGAUCCAUCUGCACUUGCAAGAUUCAUCGAGAAAUAUGGGACCCACAUCAUCGUGGGGCUGGGAAUUGGCGGGCAGGAUGUGGUGCUAGUAAGGCAGGAUAAAUCUUCCAACUUGGAGCCCACACAGCUCAAAAAUCACUUGGAUGAACUUGGAGAUCAGUUGUUUACUGGGACAUGUGCCUUCUCACCUAAUCACUACAAGAUCAGAGAACAAAAACACAAGGCACCACAGGCUUUCAAUGUCUUUGAUCCUCAACCUACGCUCUUCAACAGCUUCUCCUCAAUCUCAGCAAAAGAUGGAAUUAGUGUUAUAUGCUCCAAAAGGGGAGGAGACACAACAACUAGCAGCCACUGUGAAUGGCUUCAGACGGUUUCGUCGAUGCCGGAUGCAGUUCACUUCAACUUCAUUCCUAUUACCUCUCUUCUCAGAGGAGUUCCUGGGAAAGGUUUCUUAUCACAUGCAAUCAACCUUUAUCUUCGCUAUAAGCCUCCUCUAGCGGAUUUACAGUACUUUCUGGACUUCCAAGCACACAAGAUUUGGGCUCCUGUUCACAAUGACCUCCCACUAGGUCCAACCACAAAUAGGGCUCUCCAAACCCCUGCCCUCCAUUUCAACUUAAUGGGCCCAAAGCUCUACGUCAACACUACCCCGGUAUAUACAAGCCACCCUGUAACGGCUGCCAAAAAACCAGUCACAGGGAUGCGGUUGUUUCUGGAGGGCAUGAAAUGUAACAGGUUAGCCAUACACCUCCAACAUCUAUCAAGUACUCCAAUGUUGCUCCAGAACAAGAUAGAUGAUGCCAUGGCUAAUUGGCGUGGAUCGGAAGAGGUUUCCGAUGAACGGUAUUUUGCAGCCAUUCAAUGGAAAAAGUUCUCCCAUGUAUGCACAGCCCCGGUUAAAUAUGACCCCAGAUGGACUACUAGAAAAGACGUGGCCUACAUUGUCACCGGAGCUCAACUUCACGUGAAAAAGCACGAUUCCAAGAACGUUUUGCAUCUCCGGCUCUUGUACUCCAAGGUUUCUGAUUUUUAUGUCGUAAGGUCAAGCUGGUUGCAGUGCUCGGAACAUUCUCAGAAGUCAGGCUUCUUCUCAGCUAUCAGUAUGUCGAUAUCUGGCAACGCGGUGAGGGAGAAAAAUCCGGCAGUGGUGGUGGAUUCGAGUGUUUAUCCGACCGGACCACCAGUGCCGGUGCUGACACAGAAGCUAUUGAAGUUUGUGGACAUGUCACAGUUGUGUAAAGGGCCAUUGGACUGUCCUGGACAUUGGUUAGUCACUGGAGCUAAGCUUGAAUUGGAGAAGGGGAAGAUAUUCCUUCACGUAAAGUUCUCUUUGCUGAACAUGUACUAUUAAUGAGAAAUUAAGGGAGAAAUCAGUAUGUCGAAAACACUUUUUGUGGGACUUAACAAUGUAUAGUUUAUGCACUUUGUUGUUGUUUUUUUAUUUUUUAUUAGGUAAGUACUCAAACACA
Molecule: messenger RNA, 2189 nt
Organism: Cornus florida
Lineage: Eukaryota; Viridiplantae; Streptophyta; Magnoliopsida; Cornales; Cornaceae
Product: MACPF domain-containing protein At1g14780
Exons: 8
Coding region: 239-2071 (610 amino acids)
Biological process (GO): regulation of salicylic acid mediated signaling pathway; plant-type hypersensitive response
Cellular component (GO): plasma membrane
Source: RefSeq, a predicted model, not a curated record